Molecule: messenger RNA, 2182 nt
Organism: Thamnophis elegans (Western terrestrial garter snake)
Lineage: Eukaryota; Metazoa; Chordata; Lepidosauria; Squamata; Natricidae
Gene: NEK3
Product: NIMA related kinase 3
Exons: 15
Coding region: 336-1724 (462 amino acids)
Biological process (GO): protein phosphorylation
Molecular function (GO): protein kinase activity; ATP binding
Source: RefSeq, a predicted model, not a curated record
AUUGCCUCCACCCUCUGUACUUUGUCUCCGCCGCUGACCUCGCUGGGCCGAGAGGUGCAAAGAAUCGCUCGAUCCGAAUUUGCAGCGUCUCGCGGAACUGGCUUCCCCGAACUGGAAUGGAGGGUGAGAAUUACUAGCUGGAUGCAGGGAUGAGUUUGAGGUUUCUUCACGACGUUCAGCCUCCGCCCUCCCAUCCCUGAAAAGGAGGGGUUGGAAUAAUUCGUGUCCUUUGCCUCCCAGGCCAGCGACGGCAUUCAGAGCCGGAAAUUUUGGUGAAAGGAAACAUUGAACCUGCUAAGCUUUCUGAAGACAAAAACUGAAGCAGUUUGAUUAUCAUGGAGAAUUACAAUGUACUAAUGGAACUUGGGGAAGGAUCAUUUGGUAGAGUCCUCUUGGUCCAGCAUAAAAGCACAAGACAGAAGUAUGCAAUGAAAGAGAUAAGACUUCCCAAGUCUGUCUUCCAUAUAGAAAGGUCCUGGAAUGAAUCUAUAAUAUUGGCUAAAAUGAAUCAUCCAAAUAUUGUAAUGUAUGCAGACUCUUUUGAAGCUGAUGGACAUUUGCAUAUAGUGAUGGAAUAUUGUGAGGGCGGAGAUCUCCUACAAAAGAUUAAAUUUCAGAAGGGGAAAUUGUUUCCUGAAGAUACGAUACUUAAAUGGUUUGCACAAAUAUGUUUGGGUGUAAAUUAUAUUCAUGAGAAACAUAUAUUGCACAGAGACAUCAAAUCAAAGAAUGUUUUUCUCACACAAAAUGGAAAAAUAAAACUGGGAGACUUUGGAUCUGCAGUUCUUCUUAAAAGCCCCAUGGCAUAUGCUUGUUCAUAUGUAGGGACCCCUUAUUAUGUGCCUCCAGAAAUUUGGGAGAAUUUGCCAUACAACAAUAAAAGUGAUAUUUGGUCUCUGGGCUGUGUUUUAUAUGAGCUGUGUACCUUAAAACAUCCAUUUCAGGCUAAGAGUUGGAAACAUCUUAUACUUAAGACAUGUAAAGGAUACUACAAUCCACUUCCAUCACACUAUAGCUAUGAACUUCACUAUUUGAUAAAGCAGAUGUUCAAGAUGAAUCCCAAGUACCGCCCAUCAGCUAGUACAAUUCUUGCAAGAAAGUGCCUGGCAAAAUGUAUUGGACAAUCGUCAUUACCAGAGAAGGAGGAUGGUACGUAUGCAGGAAGCAAGAAUUCAGAGACAGAAGUCAUCUCCAAGAACUUCAGUGAAAUGGAAUUGAAGAAAACAAGUGUGGAUCAAAAAGAACAUCAUAGACAAAAAUGGGAAAAAGGAAGAUGCAGUACAGUGAUCAAAAUUUUAGAAAAUGCACCCUUACUUUCUUCCAGUAUUGCAACCAAGGAGGACACAGGUGGCUCUGUGAGAAAAUAUGAUGAAAAUGUCAAACGUAAACAGUGGGAUAAGGAACCUUCACAGACUUUGAUGAAUAUUCUUCACAACGCCGAUGUUAACUUAGCUUUUAAGACAUACACUAUCUACAAAGCAGCCUCAGAUGACCUACUGAGAGGACCACUCACAGGAGAGAACAACACAUCUGAUGAACCAGAUGGUGAAACUUUUAUGGAGGAUGCAGAGAGACUUGAACCUAGAUCAGAUGAAGAGGAUACGGAUUUUGAAGCAGAUGAUGAUCCAGACUGGAUUUCUGAAUUGCAAAAGAUAAUCAAACCAAUGGAACUGAAGAAAGAAGUACCAUUAGAUAAUCCAGUAUCAGUGCAAAAAUAUUUCUGAACCAUUUCAGAAACUAGCAGUAACAAACUAAUUGACACAUAAUGGUUUCAGAUAUAUUUCUUUGAGAAAGCAAAUUUAAUUUGAGUGAUUUUUGAUGUAAAAAAGGUAUAGCAAUUACAUUCCUCUUAAAGAUACUAAAAUAAGCAUGUUUAAAACAGAAUUCUUUACUAAGUAUAGAAAUAUUCUGUCAAAAUUGGAAAUAUAUCAAAAUCAGAAGUGUACUAUAUUAGAGGACUAGAAUUAGCACAAUCUGAGAUAUAGAUAGCAGAAUAUUUCAUGUUGUCCCUCUCUGUCAUUUCAUAUUCCUAGGCCUUUGGGAAUGCUGGAUUUAAGGUGGCUAGGCUUCAGGGAAGAUUGAGUCUGGAUUUCAGAAUCUAGAUCAAUAUUACCAUUAUAUCUCAUUUUUUAUUUGAUUGUGUGUUUUGGAAUUGUUAAUAAACCUACUCAUUUCAAUUCUU